This is a messenger RNA of Fopius arisanus, 616 nucleotides long. RefSeq names its product mitochondrial ribosomal protein L51 (gene mRpL51). The record is from RefSeq and is a predicted model, not a curated record. Bases 90 to 575 code for a protein of 161 amino acids. The transcript is spliced from 2 exons. NCBI's taxonomy places the organism in Eukaryota, Metazoa, Arthropoda, Insecta, Hymenoptera, Braconidae. Gene Ontology annotation, biological process: translation. Gene Ontology annotation, molecular function: structural constituent of ribosome. Gene Ontology annotation, cellular component: mitochondrial large ribosomal subunit.
GGUCGUAGCGGUAAGUCCAAUUAAUUUCUAUAAUUUUCCAAUUAAGACAGAGUUAUCAACAGAAAAUAUCUGCAUUUUCUAAAAAUGCAAUGUCUUGGAUCAGAAGCAAAAUCAUCCCCGUGACAUCGUGGGUUCCUCAAGUAACUCAAGUGCGUUUUCGGUAUUUUGAGGAGAGUAGAGCAAAAGGACCACUCGUCAGAAGAUUCGGAUAUUCAGAUCCAAUUAAUAUCCGUGGAUUACUCCCCCGCGAAGAUGAACGUAGAAUUCGUCAACUGCCAAUUUACCGGCCAAAGGACCGCUGGUCCGUAAGACGUGCACUUUUUGGUCAGAACGAUUAUGUCGAUAUUCUUGGGGACGACAGUCUCAAUCCAACGAGAAUCCAAUAUAUCACCCCUUCCUGGUUGCGUGGAGUAAAGGGCAACGAAAUGCAGCUUCUCAUACGAAAGAAGAAAAUAUUUUCGAAAGGUAUCUUCCCUAUUUCAAAUCCAACUAGAUGGAACGACAUUAACAAGCAGAUUAAAUUUUUGUACAAAUUCUUGAACCGUAAAACUAAAACUUUUAUUAAAAUGCAUUAAAUUUUGUUAAGUCAUUAAAGAAAUAUCUGUUGAUUCAUUUC